This is a messenger RNA of Penicillium cosmopolitanum, 495 nucleotides long. RefSeq lists its product as uncharacterized. The record is from RefSeq and is a predicted model, not a curated record. Bases 1 to 495 code for a protein of 164 amino acids. Lineage: Eukaryota; Fungi; Ascomycota; Eurotiomycetes; Eurotiales; Aspergillaceae. The transcript has 3 exons.
AUGGCGUCCUCAGAUAAUAAGAGAAAAGACUCGGCCAGCUCCCGCCACCGCUCGCACAGAGGCUAUGAAAUUCGACUUCGAUGGGGUGCCGGCAUCGCUUCUAGAGGUCGGUACAAUGGGGCAGAGAAGCCCGUCAAGGAGUUCAUUCCACCCCCUUCGAAACGGCGAUGGGAUCUUCGCGGCAAGGGGGAGAAAGAAGAGGAAGGAGAUCGCCAAGGCCAGCCUCAUCUUUUACUCGAAGCUAGCUUCAGUCCAGAACAACUUGACCCCAUAACUCAGCCUGUUAGCCCACGUGCGACAGUAAACAUAUUGAAUGAGCCUUAUGGACAAGACUUUAAAGACUAUAUGGACAUCACUAAGCACUUCGAGCUACCGGCUUCGACACGAGAGAGGUUCGAACGAGAUAAUGCGGCUGCAUUUGAUGGAGAUCAACGGCUAGCUGCAAAUCAAUAUCCCGACACUGCUUUAACUGGGACACCCGUAAUGAUUGCUUAA